GCCGCAGCGGCCCCGACCCGGGCUCCCAGCGCGCCUGUCCCGCCGGGCCCCGUCCCUCUCCACCCCUGCGCGUCAGGCCAGCUCCGGGGCCCAGCCAUGAGUUCUCAGAGGAAGAGCCCCCCGGGCGCCAGCCGCGCGGAGCCUCUCCCGGUCGUCAUCAUCGGUGGGUGUUCCUCGGGGUCCCCGGGACCUGGGGCCCGCGCCGGGCCACGCCGGGCAACGGCCCCCUCCGGCAUCUGCCUGUCCUACCUGCUCUCGGGCUACACCCCCUACGCGCGGCCCGACGCAGCCCACCCGCACCCCCUGCUGCAGAGCAAGCUCGCCCAGGCGCCCGGCGUCUCCAUCCUGGACCAGGACCUGGAGUACCUGUCGGAAGGCCUGGAGGGCCGGAGCCAGAGCCCCGUGGCCCUGCUCUUCGACGCACUCCUGCGACCUGACACAGACUUCGGGGGCGACAUGGACUCCGUCCUCACCUGGAGGCUCCAGACGGAGCGAGCCGUCCCCACCUGGGUCUUGGGCCGGAACCUGCCCGGGGGGGCCUGGCACUCCAUCGAAGGCUCCAUGGUGACCCUGAGCCAGGGCCAGUGGAUGGGGCUGCCGGACCUGGAGGUCAAGGACUGGAUAGUGAAGAAGUGCAGGGGCCUUCGCAACAGCCGCGCCACGGCCGGGGACAUCGCCCACUACUACCAGGACUACGUGACCAGGAAGGGCCUGGGCCGCCACUUCGUGUGCGGGGCCGAGGUCACGGCCGUGGAGUGGGGGGGGCCGGAGCACGGCAGCCCUGACCCCCAGGCGCCCGGCCCCCUCUUCCGGGUGAGCGGCUUCCUGACCGCCAAGGACCGGAGCCAGCAGCCCUUCUCGCUGUGGGCCCGCAACGUGGUCCUGGCCACGGGCACCUUGGACAGCCCGGCCCGGCUGGCCGUCCCCGGGGAGGGCCUGCCCUUCGUCCACCACGAGCUGUCGGCCCUGGAGGCGGCGGUGCGCUCGGGCGCCGUGUCCCCCUCCGCCGACCCCGUCCUGAUCAUCGGGGCCGGGCUGUCGGCGGCGGACGCGGUGCUCUACGCCCGCCACUACAACAUCCCGGUGAUCCACGCCUUCCGCCGGGCCGUGGACGACCCGGGCCUGGUGUUCAACCAGCUGCCCCGGAUGCUGUACCCCGAGUACCACAAGGUGCACCAGAUGAUGCGCGAGCAGUCCAUCCCGUCCCCCCAGCCCCUACGCCGGCUACCGCAGCCUCCCCGGAGCACCGCCCGCUGGCUCUUCAAGGAGGGCGGCCAGGCCGUGUUCCGCGACCCCCGGGGCGGGCAGCGGGUCUUCGGCGCCUCGCUGGUGCUGGUGCUCAUCGGCUCGCACCCCGACCUCUCCUUCCUGCCCGGGGCGGGCGCCCACCUGGCCGUGGACCCCACGCAGCCGCUCAGCGCCAAGAGGAACCCCCUCGACGUGGACCCCUUCACCUACCAGAGCACCCGGCAGGCCGGCCUGUACGCGCUGGGGCCGCUGGCCGGGGACAACUUCGUGCGCUUCGUGCAGGGCGGGGCGCUGGCCGCGGCGGGCUCGCUGCUGAGCAAGGCCGCCCCGGAAGCCGCCCUAGCGGGAAGCCCGCCCUAGCGCCCGCCGCCCGCCUCGUGUCCCGACGCCCGGGCUCUGAAGGAGGAAGAGCGCCACCGGCCCCGCCCCACGCACGCCCGUGGAGGGGUGACCGGUGGGCAGCCCACGCCGCGCCACCGUCAGGCCGAUGGAGACCCCAGGGUGGGGGGUGGCGGCCCGCCGCAGGCCUGAGCCUGGGGUCGGGGGAGCCGGCCCACCAGCCGCGAUCACCAGGCGGCGGACCGCCCGUCCACCGGGCGACCGGAGCCCACUGAGCCCGCU
Molecule: messenger RNA, 1869 nt
Organism: Perognathus longimembris pacificus (Pacific pocket mouse)
Lineage: Eukaryota; Metazoa; Chordata; Mammalia; Rodentia; Heteromyidae
Gene: Osgin1
Product: oxidative stress induced growth inhibitor 1
Source: RefSeq, a predicted model, not a curated record